GGAGGAGGAGUCCUCACCGGCAGGAGGCGGGGCUCUCUCCCGCUCUGAGCGCUCACUGGGCGGCUGGAGGAGAGGCAUCAUCCCGCUGUCGGGAUCUGGAGCUCCAGUCUGGAUUGCACUGUUAACACACGAGUGAACGAGGAGGAGAUGGAGAACGCUGAAGGGACUUUGAGGAGCAUCGAGUUGGAGUGAUGACGUCCAGCGCCAGGCUCGGCUGAGGAUGAAGCUCGCAUCCGACCUGCAACGACAGACUCGUCUCCGCCUGGUUCGACUUGAAAAGUUGGGUCUUAGUGGAUCGUCCUGACCUGGAUAAAGGUCUCGGAACGCAGUUCCUGCUGCCUGCUUCCCUGAGAGUUACAUCAAGUACAGAGAAGCUUGGGCGUCCAUCUCCAGGUCGACUUUGAGAGGCCGACAUGGGGACGGUGCUGUCUUUGUCACCUGACUCGAGGAAGUCGGGCUACUACGACACCAGGCCGGGAUCCCUCAGCCACUACCCGAGCUACAGCAGUCGCUCUCUGAACACUCAGAAGGACCGCGGCCUGAAGAGAGGACAGUCCAUCUUCCUCCCGGCGCUCACAUGGAAGAAGCUGGUGGCCUCCACGAAGAAGAAGAGCCAAUCCAAGAAAGCUCCUCCAGGCCCAGUGCUCCUCGCUGACCCUCUCAAUAACAACCACAUCUACCAUAAAGACCCUGUGCUCCACCUCAACCGUGAAAAUGUGAAAAAGUCUCUAUCGUGUGCCAACCUGUCUAGUUACGAGUGCCCAGCAGGUCUGGGUCUAGGCUACGGCCUUGGGUUGAACCAGGGUCUUGGAUACGGCUACACUAAGACUCAGCAGGUUUCUUCUGUGAAAAAGGUCCCCCAGGGGACCCUGCCAUCGUCCCCGAAGCGAGUGAUCGUGCAAGCGUCGACGAGUGAACUCCUCCGCUGCUUGGGGGAGUUCCUGUGUUGCCGGUGUUAUCGCCUCAAGCACCUCUCCCCCGCUGAUCCGGUCCUGUGGCUGCGCGCUGUGGACCGCUCGCUGCUGCUGCAGGGCUGGCAGGACCAAGCCUUCGUGACGCCGGCCAACGUCGUCUUCGUCUACAUGCUGUGCCGGGACGUGGUGGACGGCGACCUGGUGGCCUCGGAGCACGAACUGCAGGCCAUCCUGCUGACAUGCCUCUACCUGUCCUACUCCUACAUGGGCAAUGAGAUCUCGUACCCGCUCAAGCCUUUCCUGGUGGAAGCAGGCAAGGAUGCCUUCUGGGACCGCUGCCUGGCCAUCAUCAACGCCACCAGCGCAAAGAUGCUGCGCAUCAAUGCCGACCCGCACUUCUUCACGCAAGUAUUCGCGGAGCUCAAGAGCGAAGGAGUCUGUAGUCCCCAAGACUAUAGCCGAGUGCUGGACCGGUGACUUUGAAGCAGACAUGCCUUUUUGUACGUUUAAGGACCAUUCGCUGAGUGUGUGUACGUUUCCUCUGGUCGCUAUACAGUGGAAGGUUUAAGCAAGGGACAUUGACUUGCAACUUUUUUUUUUUAAACUGCACCAAUUGUUCAGGGGUUAUGGCUGCAAGAUGCCCACGUCUCGUGCAGGUGAAUCCGGUCUGUUUCGGUGGUCCUCCUGCAGAAGAGCUGGGGCUUGGUUUGGCUACUUUCUCAAUAGGAUAAACCAUCGAUGAGUAACGCUCAUUUCAAAUGUCAAGUAUUCGCCGUCUUGUUCAAACCUUCCAACGUUCUCUAGCGCAUCUGUUGCCAUUUUAAGUGAGCAAGCAAGAGCAACGUUUCCAGAACAAAUCUUUGCACUUUUGUUUGGGUUGGACAUUUGGCCCACCUGUCCCAUCCUGGCCCCAUGUGUCUAGUUGCAGUUGUCCCAGCUGCCCAUCUGGAUCUGCACAACAAUCCUCCAGUUCUCCUCUUCAUACAUCAGGGCCUGUUUUUGGACUCACCAAAAUAAAACUACCAUUGAUCUACCUGAGAUUUGGACAGUAGGAGUGACACCCUCACUCCCUCGCCUGGUGAAGCCCCUCCCCACGACACGGACGAGUCGUCCGAGUGAUGGGCGCAGCUGAGAAGUGAGUGCAGUGAGCAAAGUGAAACAAACCCUCACAGUUAUUUUGGGGUCAUCAGAUCCGCGGGGACAGUUGGCGCUUUUGUCCCUUCCCUUCCAGAGGACUGUUUCCACGUUCAGAUUUCACUUGAAUGCGUUUUCAUGCGUGUGAACUAAAUGUGGGCCGGUAUUGUGCACGCGUCCAGGUUCAUCAGCUGUUUGACCCGUCCUUUGUUCCCUGCCUCUUGUUGACAGGGCACACACAGCCGUGCCAUUAAUGAGAUUAACAGAUUACCGCUGCCCCUCCCUCUGUUGUCCACCACUGCCCCCUCUUGUCCACUAGGCAGAGACUGGAGGCUAAUCCAGGCCCUGCGCCGGAUCACAAACCACCACGUUCGCCUCAUUGUUACUGACGGAAUAAGGCACUGUUGCGUUUCUUUCCUCGUGGUUCCAUCCACUGAGGUGUUUUGGGGGCAACAUUUGCUGACCUUGCAUAAAGUAGUCAGACUUAAAACAAUACCUCUUAUGAGGAUCAACUUUGACAUCAUGAGCAGGUCAGAUUCCAUCGCCUGCUCAACAUUUCAUUUAAAAAAUGAACGCUUUAUCUUCACGAAGCCUUUGUCAAUUUUCAUAAUCGUACGCAGACCAGUAGGUGGAUGCUCCAAUCCACUCUCUCUCUCCAUCUGUCCCUCUUUGCGGUGAUGGUAGUAGCUCCGCUCUUAAAACAGUCUGUUUCAGCAGAACCUAAGCUCCAAAUCAAAUCAGCAGUUUGAGGAGAUCCGCACACUUUCACAGUCUGGCUUCUCAUUUCUAAGUCUCUGUGUGGAGUCACGCCUGUCCUCCUCUCUGCCUGAGGGAUCUCACAUGAGCCAACACACCACAGAGCAAAUUCACGCUCACAGUCGCUCUUUUUUCAGCCCCUACCAGCGGCCAUCUAGCCGCCCAUUGUUGAGGUCACUGCGGCUCUCCUGUCCGGGCCGGCGCCAGCAGCGCUCUGACAAGGACGCUUGUGUCUUGACUCACACUAUCCCCAUCCCCCUUUCCGUCCCCAUUUCUACGCACACUCAGCUGUUGUACGAUGACUGUUUCAUUAAAUUUGACACGCCACGCCCCGCGGCCAUUGUCAUUACGAGGAUGGUCACAAGACUUCUCGGAUUCAGGCAAUAAUUCGGUGUCAUUCGUCCAAACAUAAAGAAGCCAGUGAAGGAGGUUGCUAAAUUGUGGUCUAAGAAGCAGAACCUUUUCAAGAAAUGGACCGUGGUUCUGCUCAUGCCUUCUUUCAGCAUCAGUCUCCUUUCACUAUUUGCUUACAAUAAUCAUGAAGAGGUAGGAUACAAUGUUUUGUGUUUACAAACCUGUUCCCAACUUUCUAUCAUCACGGCCCAGUUCCACGGUGGAACACUUGGGUUUGGCCACUUUUGUGUGAACCUUCCACUGUCAUCUGUGAGGAAAAUGCUGGCGGUUAUCAUGCAAUCAAAGUGCACUGUUUGUCAAGCUAAAAUGAAAAAAACAAACAAACAAGCGGCACCAACCUUGUCGACAUGUUCCCGAGCUUUAAUGAUUUUAAUGGACUCUGUGGGUGACUGAACCUGCUGGUCACCCAUCCCGAGGACUGGCUUCAGCAAGAGGCUGAAGAGAUUUUGUGAGAUUUUGUUACGCUAAGCUAACAUUUGGUGAGUUCCUUUUUUUUUGCUUGGUCGGCGCAGCUCUGUGAGUUGUGUCGAGUCCUUUCUGCUGCUAUAAGAGUGACGCCACACUACUGAUUUCUUAUUCGGAGUUAAAUUAAAUAAUUACGUUAACAAGAAAAAUAAGUUUAGCUCCUGAUUUUUGCCCAAAUAACAGGACUGUUUUGGGGGUUGGGGCAUGCUGCUCGUAGACACUUUAAAUCCAACAGAACAGAAAUGAACUCCACUGUAGAAACCAUGGUCGCGUGGACGUAGCAUCAGCCCAACAAGGCGUGUGUAUAUAUAAAUAUAUGCUGGUGUUUGAACAAACAUCUGUCAUGAUGAACACAAACGUUGCUGUCUUGUAGCAUGGUUGCCAGUUGGGAAGUGUAACAGCUGUAGUGCUUUUUUCUUUCAUCAUUUUUACUGGUAAGGUUUUGGUUUUUUUUUCUCACUGGAUGUUAUCUCGGUGUACGACGCACGCAACACGUCCAGUGUGACGUUGGUUCGACGGCUGUCGCUUCGAACAUUUAAGUGAAAAAAUGUGAACUUCUUUUCCUUUUGACUUUUGUAAAGCCACAAGUGUGAAGCACAAAAGGUCCACUGUUGUUGAAACUUGAAGUCUUGAUUUUUCAUUAUGAGCUUGUUUAUUUAAUAAAAGUGUUGA
Molecule: messenger RNA, 4355 nt
Organism: Synchiropus splendidus (mandarinfish)
Lineage: Eukaryota; Metazoa; Chordata; Actinopteri; Syngnathiformes; Callionymidae
Exons: 2
Coding region: 414-1391 (325 amino acids)
Biological process (GO): activation of protein kinase activity; positive regulation of cyclin-dependent protein serine/threonine kinase activity; brain development
Cellular component (GO): protein kinase 5 complex; cytoplasm
Molecular function (GO): cyclin-dependent protein serine/threonine kinase activator activity; protein kinase binding
Source: RefSeq, a predicted model, not a curated record